This is a messenger RNA of Vitis riparia (riverbank grape), 1403 nucleotides long. RefSeq names its product porphobilinogen deaminase, chloroplastic. Gene Ontology annotation, cellular component: cytoplasm. Lineage: Eukaryota; Viridiplantae; Streptophyta; Magnoliopsida; Vitales; Vitaceae. The transcript has 5 exons. Gene Ontology annotation, molecular function: hydroxymethylbilane synthase activity. The record is from RefSeq and is a predicted model, not a curated record. Bases 80 to 1189 code for a protein of 369 amino acids. Gene Ontology annotation, biological process: heme biosynthetic process.
GAGUAAUAAUACUGUUCCCUUCCCUUCAAGCCAAAACCCUUGUGCUCUGCUUCUUCUUCCCUCCUCCUUCGUUUCAACAAUGGAGGCCCUGCCUCUCUCCAGGUGCCCAUCUUCUUCUACUGUAAAUUUCUGUAGUGGGUCAGUCUCAGCUCUGGGUUUCUCUGUGCCUGCCUUCAGGACAACCCACCUCACAAGGAAGAAGAUGGUCAUAAGGGCCUCAAUUGCGGUUGAACAAGAAACCCAGAAAACAAAAGUCGCUCUCGUACGGAUAGGCACGAGAGGAAGCCCACUAGCACUUGCUCAAGCUUAUGAGACUCGAGAUAAACUCAUGGCAGCACAUUCAGAGUUAGCUGAAGAAGGGGCCAUUCAGAUCGUAGUGAUAAAAACAACGGGUGAUAAAAUACUAACUCAACCACUUGCAGACAUAGGUGGGAAGGGCUUGUUUACCAAAGAAAUAGACGAGGCACUCUUAAAUGGUGAUAUUGACAUUGCUGUCCACUCAAUGAAAGAUGUUCCUACCUAUUUACCAGAUAAGACAAUUUUACCUUGCAAUCUUCCCCGGGAGGAUGUCAGAGAUGCAUUUAUUUCCUUAACUGCAGCUUCUCUAUCAGAGCUCCCAGCUGGAAGCAUUGUUGGCACUGCUUCACUCAGGAGAAAGUCACAACUACUCCAUAGAUAUAAAUCACUCAAUGUGCUGGAAAACUUCCGGGGCAAUGUCCAGACACGGUUGAGGAAACUCAAUGAAGGAGUGGUCCAAGCAACAUUAUUGGCAUUAGCUGGCCUCAAGCGGCUAAAUAUGACAGAAAAUGUGACUUCUAUUCUUUCAAUUGAUGAGAUGCUUCCAGCUGUUGCUCAGGGGGCAAUAGGAAUCGCCUGCCGAAGUAAUGAUGAUAAGAUGGCUAAUUAUUUGGCAUCAUUGAAUCAUGAGGUUACCAGAUUAGCUGUUGCAUGCGAGAGGGCCUUUCUUGAGACCUUGGAUGGUUCUUGCCGGACUCCUAUUGCAGGAUAUGCUUCUCACGAUGAGGAUGGGAAUUGCAUUUUUAAAGGGCUGGUGGCUUCCCCUGAUGGAACCAAAGUACUUGAAACAUCUAGGAAGGGCCCAUAUGCACUUGAAGAUAUGAUUAAGAUGGGAAAGGAUGCUGGCGAGGAACUUCUUUCACGGGCGGGUCCUGGUUUUUUUGAUUGUUGAGUAACAUAUUAAUAGAGUUAGAGUCAAGAAAAAAUGAGGCUUCAUGCUCAAAUCUUGGGGUUUGCAUCCAAUUAGUUCUGUCAUCCUUGUGCUGUUGUUUGUGGUAGCUAUAAUGGGAAUAAUUGUGUCUUUCAUUGUAAACUAAAACAUUGAUUAUUUACAUGAGGAUUAGAUUGUUGUCUUUCUGAGCAAAUGAAAAAGCCAAUUUUUGGUC